This is a messenger RNA of Solanum stenotomum, 1110 nucleotides long. RefSeq names its product replication protein A 70 kDa DNA-binding subunit B-like. The record is from RefSeq and is a predicted model, not a curated record. The transcript has 8 exons. NCBI's taxonomy places the organism in Eukaryota, Viridiplantae, Streptophyta, Magnoliopsida, Solanales, Solanaceae. The coding region runs from base 1 to 1110 and encodes 369 amino acids.
AUGGUGACUGACUCGGAACUAGCAAAACAGUCUGUACUGAUAAACAAGAUACCCAAAAACUCUAUUGAUUUUGUGAUUAGAGUCUUGGGCACAAAGAUUCAAACAACGCUAUUUAAUAAGCAUAUCGAAACAUGGAAGGACUUUUUGAAGCCAAAUAAGAGUUACUACAUUGCUAAAGGACGCUAUGAUCGUGUCAACCCCAACUACUCUUCUGUGCAUAAAGAAGUUGAAUUGGCCUUUACAGACAACACUGUCAUAAAGGAGACCGACCAUGAGGUUUCAACACAGAAAUUUUUUGAUGGUUUUUUAUCAUUAGACGCUGCUGAUAACUUACCUAAUGGUUCUAUUCUAGACUUGAUUUGCGUCUUAGUUUCGGUGAAUCCCAUCAUUCAAAAUGCAACUUCGAAGAGACGAGAAAUAGUUGUUACAAAUGAGUUGAUAGAGCCUACAACUAUAACUCUUUGGGGCGAUUUUGCUGAAAAUGACGGUGCAUUCCUUGAAAAGCUUAAAGACGAUAAGCCUAUACUCGGCUUAUGUGACGUUAGAGUUUCAAUCUAUAAAGGCCGAUUUGGGAUCUCUACAAUUCCUGUGAGCAACGUCUUAAUCAAUCCAAUUUUCCAAAAAGCAAUAGACCUUCGAGCCUGGCGCGAAAUCAUAGAGGCUGACAACAAAGAUAUUAUAGUAGCACCAACUAAGGCAAUGAGAAGAGCUAUAGAAGUUCCGUUGGACCAUAUUCUCGAUGGGUUGUUGGCUGAAUCGCAGGAUUCUAUGUACAAGUUCAAAGCAACGAUUGUAGACAUACUCAAUAAAGAUGAGCCAUGGUAUUUGUCGUGCAAAACAUGCCGCAAGAAAGUCCAAGUUAUAAAAGAGGCUGCAGGUUGUACUAAUUGCAACAUUGAUAAUGUAGAAUAUGCAAUGAGAAUUGAUUUGACAGAUGCAAACCCCCGUAGUAGCUUAAUUGCCGAAGAAAUACAUCAACUAGAAGAUGAAACACCAAUUAUCCUGGAAGAAGAAGUCAGAUCAGUGAGGAAGUACAGGAAGAGGGCUAAGAAAACCACAAAUGCAGCGGCCCAAAUCAACCAAAAGAAACCCAAAGCCGCUAAAGAUUAG